AUGAGAAAGUGCAAGGUGUUUGUGGGGAACUCCCACCCCAAGUUGGGACAGCUAGUGUGCGAGAAAUUGGGCAUCGACCCUGCUCCAGUCACCCUCAAGAAAUUCGCCAAUGGAGAGACCUCGGUGCAGAUAGGUGUUUCCGUGAGAGACGAGGACGUCUACAUCAUCCAGUCGGGCUCUCCAGAGACCAACGACCACAUCAUGGAGCUGCUCAUUCUGAUUUCUGCGUGCAGGGGUGGUUCUGCAGCAAAGAUCACUGCCGUCAUCCCCCAGUUCCCGUACUCCAAACAAUCGAAGAUGAAAAAACACCGUGGGGCCAUCACGGCGCGUAUGCUGGCCAAUCUGCUGAUUAUGGCCGGCGCCGACCACGUGGUGUCGAUGGAUUUGCACGCCUCGCAGAUGCAGGGCUUUUUCUCCAAGCCGGUGGAUAAUCUGUACGCAGGCCCCACGCUGGCCCACUGGAUCCGCCAGAACAUCGAGGACUACAGCGAGGCAGUUGUCGUGUCGAAAAACCCCGGCGGAACGAAGCGCGUGACGGCCCUGGCCGACCAGCUCAAGGUCAACUUCGCCAUGAUCCACACCGACAGAAGACGGACCAGAGACGGGUUCAUGGGCAAGAAGGUGAGAGGGAAGCAGCCGGCCGCCAAGAUCAACACCACCGAGAACGGCGAGGUCGAGCAGGAAAAUGUCAUAGUAAGCACAGACAUCCAGACUGCGAGAAUCGUGAAGGGACAUGUGGUAGAGGACACCAGUGCUCCGCACGAGGAGCCGCAGGUGCAGCACACCUCGGACAUCGCGGACGACAACUCGGACGACGAGGACGAGCCAGAGUUCAACGCCAGCGAGAAGCUGAUCACUCUGGUCGGAAACGUCCAGAACAGACCAGCCAUCAUCGUCGACGACAUGAUCGACAAGCACACCUCGUUCAUUGCUGCAGCAGAACACCUGAGAAUGAACUGCGGCGCCAAAAAGUGCUACGUGGUGGCUACACACGGGAUUUUCGCGAACGACUGUCUCGAGAGGCUGAACGAGUGCGAGUAUAUUGACGGAAUCAUCGUCACCAACACGUAUCCGAUCUCCGAGACCAAGGCCCAGAAUUGCAAAAAACUCACCGUCAUCGACGUGUCGCCGAUCUUCGCCGAGUGUAUCAGAAGAGACCAUUUUGGCGAAAGCAUCAGCGUGCUGUUCGACUCCCUGGCAGUGAUAACAUAG
Molecule: messenger RNA, 1212 nt
Organism: Ogataea angusta
Lineage: Eukaryota; Fungi; Ascomycota; Pichiomycetes; Pichiales; Pichiaceae
Exons: 1
Coding region: 1-1212 (403 amino acids)
Biological process (GO): purine nucleotide biosynthetic process; ribonucleoside monophosphate biosynthetic process; 5-phosphoribose 1-diphosphate biosynthetic process
Cellular component (GO): cytoplasm; ribose phosphate diphosphokinase complex
Molecular function (GO): ribose phosphate diphosphokinase activity; magnesium ion binding
Source: RefSeq, a predicted model, not a curated record